AGUGUGAUAGCUAGUGAUCUUUUGUACCUCUCUGAUCCUGCUUGUAUCUGAACUUGUGUGUCGAAAUGGCGAAGUUGCAGCGCGGAGAAGGAGAGGGCGGCGACCUCGAGAAGCUGCGCAAGGGGAUAGCUGAGAGCUACGACGAGUCGACGGGGGCGUGGGAGGAGCUAUUCGGCGAGUACAUCCACCGGGGCUUCUACGACACACCAUCGGCGGCCCCCGGUGCCGCCCCGCUCACGGCCCAGGAUCACCGCCGCGCGCAGCUCCGCAUGAUCGACGAGGCCCUCGCCUUCGCCGGCGUUUCUGAAGAUCCUGAGAAGAAGCCAAAGAAAAUACUGGAUGUUGGAUGUGGAAUUGGGGGUGACACACUAUGCCUGGCCAAAAAAUAUGGUGCUCAGUGCAUUGGAAUUAACUUGAGCCCUGUACAAGUCAAAAGAGCUCAGGAGCUUGCUCAAGCUGAGGGCCUUGCAGAUAAGGUGUCGUUCGAAGUAGCAGAUGCAUUGAAUCAACCUUUUCCUGAUGGGCAAUUUGACCUGGUUUGGUCCCUGGAAAGUGGUGAGCACAUGCCAGAUAAGGAAAAGUUCUUCAGCGAGAUGGCACGCGUCGCGGCGCCAGGGGCCACGAUUAUCCUCGUGACAUGGUGUCAUAGAGAUCUUUCGCCGGACGAGGAAUCGCUGCGCCCCGACGAGAUGAAACUCUUGAACAAGAUAAGCGAUGCGCACCUCCUACCUGCUUGGUGCUCCGCUGCGGACUAUGCCAGCUUCGCCAAGUCUUUAAAACUCGAGGAUAUCAGAAGGGCAGACUGGUCGGAGAAUGUGGCUCCGUUUUGGUCUGCGGCCGUGCAGUCUGGCAUGACUUGGCGAGGCAUCAUCUCCCUCUUGAAAAGUGGAUGGAAAACUAUAAAAACUGCGCUAGCAGUUUCCCUGCUGAUCGAGGGCUACAACAAGAAGGUCAUCAAAUACAACAUCAUCACAUGCCGCAAGCCAAAAUAAGCGGAUAAUAAAUAGUUGGUCUCACGGUCGAAUUCUGCUACAGAUAAGUACGAAAAUAUGCGUAUGUGUGAUCAACAGAUAUAUCAAAACUUAAUACCACUACUUGUUUGUGUCUUUUUUUUAUGAUUUUAGUUUUUGGUACAUUUUGCGUUUAGUGAAAUGUUGUAUCCUUUGUACUAGGUUUUGUGUACUUAAAUAAAAGAGUUUGAUCCUUGUAAUGGUUGUUUCCCUCUUUAAUUAUGAAAUUAUGAUUUUGUGUC
Ananas comosus (pineapple) is the source of this 1252-nucleotide messenger RNA. Its product is annotated as probable tocopherol O-methyltransferase, chloroplastic. NCBI's taxonomy places the organism in Eukaryota, Viridiplantae, Streptophyta, Magnoliopsida, Poales, Bromeliaceae. Gene Ontology annotation, molecular function: S-adenosylmethionine-dependent methyltransferase activity. The transcript is spliced from 6 exons. Gene Ontology annotation, biological process: methylation. The coding region runs from base 66 to 992 and encodes 308 amino acids. The record is from RefSeq and is a predicted model, not a curated record.